Messenger RNA from Indicator indicator, 1143 nucleotides. RefSeq names its product filamin binding LIM protein 1 (gene FBLIM1). The record is from RefSeq and is a predicted model, not a curated record. Gene Ontology annotation, cellular component: focal adhesion; stress fiber. Gene Ontology annotation, molecular function: filamin binding. Lineage: Eukaryota; Metazoa; Chordata; Aves; Piciformes; Indicatoridae. Gene Ontology annotation, biological process: cell-cell adhesion. The transcript is spliced from 6 exons. Bases 1 to 1143 code for a protein of 380 amino acids.
AUGACGUCGGCGAUGCUGCCGGGGAAGGCGGAGAAGAGGAUUGCUUCGUCUGUGUUCAUCACCCUGGUGCCACCACGGAGGGAGGCGGCUGCCAAGGAGAGAACCCAGCGGGAGCGGCAGCUGGAUGGUGCUGAGGUCCCCAGCACCCAGCACCCCCACACCUCACCGCCACAGCCCCCUGAGUUGCCCAGUGGAGGAACCCACCCAGCAGCCCCUGUGCCUGUGUCCUCGCCAGUCCUCGUCCUCUCCGAAGCACCCAGGCCCUUGUCUGCAGAGGCCCUGGGGCCUGCGCUGCAGCAGCUGGACCUGGCAGCAUCCACCACCCUCCAGGCCCCUUCUGCCCUUCCUGCCGAACUGAGGCCACCCAAACUUAGCCAGGAGCAGGCAGGCAAAGCACCCUGGCAGGAUGCAAAUGGGCACCUGGAGAGCGACAACCCCAGAGACAUCUGUGCCUUCUGCCACAAGGCGCUGGGGCGCGGGGAGGCGGCGGUGGAGGCGCUGCGGAAGCUGUACCACGCCGGCUGCUUCACCUGCCGCACCUGCCAGCGGCCCCUGGCCGCACAGCGCUACUACCAGAGGGACGGGCGGCCCAUCUGUGACUCCUGCUACCAGGCCACGCUGGAGAAAUGUGCCAAGUGCCAGGGGCUGAUCGUGGAGCGCAUCGUCCGUGCCCUGGGCAAGGGCUACCACCCUGGCUGCUUCUCCUGCACCGCCUGCGGCCGCGCCAUCAGCACUGAGAGCUUUGCUGUGGACGAGUGGGACGAGGUGUACUGCGUGCCUGACUUCUACAGGUUGGGGGAGGAGGAAACAGGGCAGCAACCUCCCACACACACAUAUGGUGGGAGGGGGAGGGGUUCAGCUUGUCAGCAUCACCCCACAGGGCUCAGGCUGCUCUGGUUUGCUCCCAUCAGGAAAUAUGCCACAGUCUGCAGCGCCUGCGGGCUCCCCAUCAUCCCCAGCCAGGACAAGGACACCUACAAGAUUGAGUGCCUGGGACGCAGUUUCCACGAGGGCUGCUACCGCUGCGAGAUCUGUGGGAUGCCCCUGUCACCAGAGCCCACGGAGAAUGGGUGCUACCCCCUGGGUGACCACCUCCUCUGCAAGCCCUGCCACAUCCGCCGGCGACACGAGUCCUCCUGCUAA